This is a messenger RNA of Camellia sinensis, 907 nucleotides long. RefSeq names its product remorin. Lineage: Eukaryota; Viridiplantae; Streptophyta; Magnoliopsida; Ericales; Theaceae. The record is from RefSeq and is a predicted model, not a curated record.
GCUUAUAAGCACACUCAACAAUUGCCCAUAUCUCUAUAUAUGUAUCAUCGCCUAUCCAAUCCCUCUGUCUCUGUGUGUAUAAUCAUCUUUAUUUCUUGAAGCCAAAUUUACCGUAACAAAUGGCAGAAGACGAACCUAAGAAGGUCGAAUCAGAGACGCAAUCGGAGGCUCCACCAGCUCCAGCGACGGCACCGGAAUCCGCCGAAGAUAAAUCCGUAACUCCACCACCACCACCACCUGUUCCUGCUCCUGAAGAGAAGCUUGAUGACUCCAAAGCUCUCGCCAUCGUCGAAAGCGUUCCAGAUUCUGAAAAAGAGAAAACUGCUGAGGGUUCUAUUAACAGAGAUGCUGUUCUUGCACGAGUUUCAACUGAGAAGAGGUUAUCCCUAAUCAAAGCAUGGGAAGACAGUGAGAAGUCAAAAGCAGAGAACAAAGCUCAUAAAAAGCUAUCUUCCAUCGGAGCAUGGGAGAACAGCAAGAAAGCUGCCAUAGAAGCUGAGUUGAAACAGAUUGAGGAGAAAUUGGAGAAACAGAAGGCCCAAUAUGUGGAGAAAAUGAAAAACAAGAUUGCACUCUACCACAAGGCAGCAGAAGAAAAGAGGGCAAUGAUUGAAGCCAAACGCGGCGAAGAUCUUCUCAAGGCAGAGGAAACGGCAGCGAAGUAUCGUGCCACUGGAAGUGCACCAAAGAAACUACUUGGAAUAUUUUGAAGUAUCAAACCUGGUUAAAAAACAAUGAAUUUCUAUUUGUAAAGUUUCUUCUUUGGGCUUGUUUUUGUAUUUUGGGCUGUUUUACGUGCUUAUUUGCUGGUCAAUUUCUUACUGUUCAUUAUUGUGUGUAUAGUGAUGUAUUUCUAUGUAUAUGUACAAAACAGAUUUCUUUGGAAUGAAGAUUAUUAUUCAGUUUA